Molecule: messenger RNA, 2196 nt
Organism: Malus domestica (apple)
Lineage: Eukaryota; Viridiplantae; Streptophyta; Magnoliopsida; Rosales; Rosaceae
Source: RefSeq, a predicted model, not a curated record
AUGCGAGAUCAUAGGGGAGUUUUCAUUGCUGCAACUACGGGUUCGAUUGGUUGGACAUGUUCUGCGUUCCAUGCAGAACUUUUUGCUGCUCGUCAGGCUGUGUUGCUGGCCCAAACGUUUUGCCAUGUUGGUAAAAGGAUGAUUUUUGAAAGUGACUCUAGCUUGGUUUUGGUUGCCAUGAAGGGUCAGGAGGAGGAUUGUUCAUUUUUGGGGCCUGUCAUUAAUGAUCUGCAUUUUUUGCUCCAGUCUUUUCCUCAGUCGUUGGUGAACUAUGUGCAACGGGGAGAAGCGCUUCUCAAAUGGAAAGCCACCUUUCAAAACCAUACCCGCCUGCAAAAUCUCAACUCGUGGACUUACCUACCCGUUCAUACAAAGGCAGCCCCAUGCUUCUGGAUUGGUAUUUCAUGCAAUGCUGUUGGAAGUGUCAAUGUGAUAAACCUUACCAAUUUUGGGAUACAAGGUACGCUACAUGAGUUUUUCUUCUUGUCUUUCCCUAAUCUUAAAUACCUCAACCUCAGCUACAAUAAUCUCUUUGAUGUCAUUCCAGCUCAAAUCAGUUCCUUCUCCAAACUCAUCUAUCUUGAUCUUUCUAACAAUUGCCUCAGUGGUUCAAUCCCAACAUCCCUCUGUGAUUUCACAAACCUUACCAUUCUUUAUCUCUACAAUAAUAAUCUUUCUAGCAUAAUUCCUAAAGAGAUAGGGAAAUUGAAAUCUCUUGUGGACUUACAAUUGUGUAACAAUCAGCUCAGCGGUUCAAUCCCAACAUCACUAGGUGAUCUCACAAACCUUACCACUCUCUAUCUCUACAAAAAUAAUCUUUCUAGCACAAUUCCUAAGGAGAUAGGGAAAUUGAAAUCUCUUGUGUACCUAGAAUUAUCUGAGAACCAACUGAGCGGUUCAAUCCCAACAUCUCUUGGUGAUCUCACAAACCUUACCAUUCUCUAUCUCUACAAUAAUAGUCUUUUUAGCACAAUUCCUAAAGAGAUAGGGAAAUUGAAAUCUCUUGUGGACCUAAGAUUAUCUGAGAACCAGCUGAGCGGUUCAAUCCCAACAUCCCUUGGUGAUCUCACAAACCUAACCACUCUCUAUCUCAAUAUUAAUAAUCUUUCUGGCACUAUUCCUAAAGAGAUAGAGAAUUUGAAAUCUCUUGUGGACCUACAAUUGUAUAACAAUCAGCUCAGUGGUUCAAUCCCAACAUCCUUUGGUGAUCUCACAAACCUUACCACUCUCUAUCUCUACAAUAAUAAUCUUUCUAGCACAAUUCCUAAAGAGAUAGGGAAAUUGAAAUCUCUUGUGAACCUACAAUUGUGCAACAAUCAGCUCAGCGGUUUAAUCCCAACAUCCCUUGGUGAUCUCACAAACCUUACCACUCUCUAUCUCUACAAUAAUAGUCUUUUUAGCACAAUUCCUAAAGAGAUAGGGAAAUUGAAAUCUCUUGUGGACCUAAGAUUAUCUGAGAACCAGCUGAGCGGUUCAAUCCCAACAUCCCUUGGUGAUCUCACAAACCUAACCACUCUCUAUCUCAAUAUUAAUAAUCUUUAUGGCACUAUUCCUAAAGAGAUAGGGAAUUUGAAAUCUCUUGUGGACCUACAAUUGUGUAACAAUCAGCUCAGUGGUUCAAUCCCAACAUCCUUUGGUGAUCUCACGAACCUUACCACUCUCUAUCUCUACAAUAAUAGUCUUUUUAGCACAAUUCCUAAAGAGAUAGGGAAAUUGAAAUCUCUUGUGGACCUAAGAUUAUCUGAGAACCAGCUGAGCGGUUCAAUCCCAACAUCCCUUGGUGAUCUCACAAACCUAACCACUCUCUAUCUCAAUAUUAAUAAUCUUUCUGGCACUAUUCCUAAAGAGAUAGGGAAUUUGAAAAAGUUGGUUGUACUGCACUUGCAUAGCAACCAAUUAAAAGGUUAUUUGCCUCAAAAUAUUUGCUGUAAUGGACAACUCCAAAACCUUUCGGUGGAUAAUAACCAUUUGACAGGUUUAAUCCCCAAAAGCUUGAAAACAUGCAAAAGCUUAGUUAGAGUUCAUCUUGAAGGGAACCAAUUCACAGGCAAUAUAUCAAAACACUUUGGUGUUUAUCCAAAUCUUGAUUUCAUAGAUAUGAGUCACAAUAAGUUUUAUGGUGAAAUUUCACAAAAAAUGGGGACAAUGCGCACAAUUAGAAACCUUACUAAUUGCGGGAAACAACCUUAUUGGUAG